This is a messenger RNA of Otolemur garnettii (small-eared galago), 3531 nucleotides long. RefSeq names its product rhomboid like 3 (gene RHBDL3). Gene Ontology annotation, molecular function: serine-type endopeptidase activity; calcium ion binding. Lineage: Eukaryota; Metazoa; Chordata; Mammalia; Primates; Galagidae. The transcript is spliced from 8 exons. Bases 232 to 1422 code for a protein of 396 amino acids. The record is from RefSeq and is a predicted model, not a curated record. Gene Ontology annotation, cellular component: membrane.
CGCGGGCGCCGAGAAGUUUGGCGGCUGAGAGGCCGGGCGUCCUGGGGUCACGAGGAGGCGGCGGCGCGUGGGCCCGGGCCAUGGGGGCAGGAGCGGGCGGUAGGGCUGGCGCGGAGGCGGCGUGGCAGGCAUCGAGCCCCCCGAGCGACACGGCCGUCGCGGCACAAAGUUAGCCCAGAGCCCCGGGACGAGCUCCGCGGCCGCAGGCUGCCCCUGGACCCCGCCUCAGCCAUGGGCGAGCACCCCAGCCCGGGCCCCGCAGUGGCCGCCUGCGCCGAGGCGGAGCGCAUCGAGGAGCUGGAGCCCGAGGCUGAGGAGCGGCUGCCCGCGGCGCCGGAGGACUUUGACCCUGGGAAUACAGGCUACAUCAGCACAGGCAAGUUCCGGAGCCUCCUGGAGAGCCACAGUUCCAAUCUGGACCCGCACAAAAGGGAGGUGCUCCUGGCUCUUGCUGACAGCCAUGCAGACGGGCAGAUCUGCUACCAGGAUUUUGUCAACCUGAUGAGCAACAAGCGUUCCAACAGCUUCCGCCAGGCCAUCCUGCAGGGCAACCGCAGGCUGAGCAGCAAGGCCCUGCUGGAGGAGAAGGGGCUGAGCCUCUCCCAGCGGCUGAUCCGCCACGUGGCCUAUGAGACGCUGCCCCGGGAGAUUGACCGCAAGUGGUACUACGACAGCUACACCUGCUGCCCUCCGCCCUGGUUCAUGCUCACGAUCACAUUGCUGGAGGUUGCCUUUUUCCUCUACAAUGGGGUGUCACUGGGUCAAUUUGUACUGCAGGUAACUCAUCCACGUUACCUGAAGAACUCACUGGUUUACCACCCACAGCUCCGAGCACAGGCGUGGCGCUACCUAACCUACAUCUUCAUGCAUGCGGGGAUAGAACACCUGGGACUCAACGUGGUGCUGCAGCUGCUGGUGGGGGUGCCUCUGGAAAUGGUGCACGGAGCCACCCGAAUCGGGCUUGUCUAUGUGGCCGGCGUUGUGGCAGGGUCCUUGGCAGUGUCUGUGGCUGACAUGACCGCCCCAGUCGUGGGCUCUUCUGGAGGGGUGUAUGCGCUCGUCUCUGCCCAUCUGGCCAACAUCGUCAUGAACUGGUCGGGCAUGAAGUGUCAGUUCAAACUGCUGCGGAUGGCUGUGGCCUUGAUCUGCAUGAGCAUGGAGUUCGGGCGGGCCGUGUGGCUCCGCUUCCACCCAUCGGCGUAUCCCCCGUGCCCUCACCCAAGCUUCGUGGCGCAUCUGGGUGGUGUGGCAGUGGGCAUCACCCUGGGCGUGGUGGUCCUGAGGAACUACGAGCAGAGGCUGCAGGACCAGUCGCUGUGGUGGAUUUUUGUGGCCAUGUACACCGUCUUCGUGCUGUUUGCCAUCUUCUGGAACAUUUUUGCCUACACCCUGCUGGACUUGAAGCUUCCACCACCCCCUUGAGGGCUGGCGGCCCAAGGUGGGGGAGGGGAGGGAGCAGCUUCUACAGGGAGUACCUGUGUGCUUUUACUCAUCACCAGCUCAGUGAGGACAGGCAGGUGAGGGUGGAACCCUCUGGGCUGCUGUAAUAUUCGUGCUUUGGGACAGUGAACUCUUUCCUGAAAGGCAUCUGGUGGAGGAGUUGGAUGUCUCUGCCAUCACUUUUCUAGGCUGCUUUGAUGACACUGGGCCAGGGUGAAGGCCUAGGGUGGGGUGAGAGUGGCUCCCCUCCUGGGCUGGGCUCAACCUCUCUUGCAGACAGAGAUUGGGCAGCAGCCUUCUCCCGCCUCACCCUUGACCCUGAGAGACCCUAUGCAAUGGAGGAAGGCUAGAGGGUUAUCACAGGCAGGCAGAGAUAACUGCAGGCCAGGCAGUGUCCCCUCUAUAGCUGCUGGCCUGGAACGUGGGUGAGAAGAGGGCCUGUGGUGGGCCUGCUGGCUUUGACCUGGCUUAGACCUGAGUGCCCUCCCCUGGGGCCUGUCGCUGAUCACUGGGGUGGAGGAGGAAGAUGCUGUAGGCAGUGCCCCACUCCUGCCCUGGGGGUACCCUGUGAAAGGGACCCAACAGUGAGGAACAAACCACCCCAAGUCCAAACCUGAGGAAGACGCAGGACCGAUCUUAGACUCCUCCCUCCCUUUCUUCCAGGAUGUUGACGUCUCAUACCAGCGCCCGGCCUGUGUGCCCUGCUUUGCUUUUAGGGUCUUUCUUUCCUUCCACUGCCCUGGCCCUACUUUGUGCCUCUCCCUUGGAGACGUGUUUUGAUCAUGCACGUGUGCACACGUACAUGUGUGUGUGAUGGGAGGGACAACGUGAGGCCAAUUGGAACCUGCAGAGGGGGCCCAGAUGGGGAGGUGUCUCUGAGAGGAGAAAAGGCGCUGAGACGCGGCAGAACAUGGAGUGUGCUGUGAGUGGUGAAUGUCCUUGCUUUGUACAAAGCUUGCCCCCUUCUUUCCUAUCUCCUGUCCUCUCCAGGCCCCUCCCUGCGCAUCACUGAUUAGCAGGAGAAUUGUCAUGCUGGAGGGACAUCUCGAACCCUUCUAGGGACCCUUGGGAUGCUGAAGUUUCCCUCACCUUUGCCAGGUUCUGCUCUUGUUUCCCUCUGGGAUGGCCGCCUUAUCUGAACAGGUUCUGUUCUGUCUCCCUAAGGAGAUAGGAGCUUGGGGAAGGCAAGGGAUGCCCAGGCAGGAAUAUUGAGUCCGUAUGUCCAAUUGAGUUGGGGGUGGGGGGGGACAAGAGGCUGCAGUACGAGGAAUUAGGUAGGAAACUUUGCUUCUGAAGAAAAAUGACUGGGUGCCUGGAGGAUUGUCAGAGGUAAAAGAUGCCAGUAGAUGUGAGAGAGAACCUAGAGAUCAUCAAGUCCACCCCCACCAAUCUCACUGUUGGGAAAAUGAGGUCUCAAGAAUGACCUCCUAGCAGGGGGCAGUGCAGGCUUUGAGUGGAGGGUGUGAGGAGGAUGACCUUGGACAAAAUAUGUCAUGGCUUUACACUGCUCUUAGAAUACCCUGCUGCUGGUGGUCCAGAAGGACAAAGACCCCAGGCCUGGGAGGUGGAGAGGCUGGGUCUAUGCAGGAACAAUGACAGGAGUGUGGGAACUAUUCACCACGCUUAAGUCCUUCCAGGCUCCUGAGUAUACCAAAGUCCAAAGUCAGCCGGGCCAGGCAUUUGGGGGUCUUGGGCCAUGGUGGCUUCCUGUCCUAGUGAUUACAGAUAAAUGGGCAGGGUCUUCCCACCCAGGGACAUACCCGCCCAUAUGCAGGUUGUGCCAAGUUCAUAACUAUCUUUGCCCAGUGCUGAAUAGACUGUCCUGGUGCCAUUCCUAAGGCCAUGCUACCUUUGUGCCAAAGCUACGAGGACUGUCGACCUGAGGCAGCAUGGGUCCACAUGUUUGGCGGGGCCCCGAGGUAGAGCUGAAGCUCCCUUCUCUAGUCUCAGAUCUAGAUCAGGAUUGCAUCAGCCUGGGACAUCUCGUCUGCCCUUUUUGCCAUUCUCAGCCUAAUGAGAAAAAAAGUAUACUCCAACGCAAUGGAGCUAGGGCAGGGGUUCUCAACCUAUGACCCACAGGAACUGUAUUAA